Molecule: messenger RNA, 3952 nt
Organism: Acanthoscelides obtectus
Lineage: Eukaryota; Metazoa; Arthropoda; Insecta; Coleoptera; Chrysomelidae
Source: the annotation of a GenBank genome assembly
CAAAGCCUUAAAAUCACAAAAUUGUACAGGUCACUAUGGACAAAGACAAGAGAAGAUCACAUCGCCCCAUGGAUCCGCCGGGCCUGAUAUCAACAAUCUUUUUCUGUUGGCUAGUACCGAUAUUUCGCAGAGAAUACAAAACACGUGAAGCAGAAUGGAAUUUACCUAAAAUACCGAAAUCGUAUGUAUCCAGCCUUCUGGGAGAAAAGCUAGAGAAAGUGUGGAAGGAACAAUGUCGAGCUACCAAUCCAUCAUUGCUCAAGGCUAUUUGGAGAGUGUUUUGGUGGCAGAUACUGAUUUGUGGAUUGAUGACAUUUCUCUUAGAAUUUGUUUUCAAGCUCAUCAUUCCUAUUUGUUUGUUGAAACUAAUCGAAUAUUACGAACCAGGUCAAAGGAGUAUUACUGAAUCUAAUGCCAUUCAAUACACCGCUGCUAUUAUAGUAGCUAUAUUUAUGAAUGUAGUUCUGAGUCACCAUUACAUGCUGGGAAAUUUACAACUUGGUAUGAAGAUUAGAAUAGCAUGUAGUUCGUUGAUAUACCGAAAAGCUUUGAAAUUGAGUAGAGGUGAUACUGAAGCUGAAAAGUUGGUGAAGUUCUUCUCAACUGAUAUGAGCAGACUUGAUUUGGCUGUAACUUUCAUCCAUGUGGUUUGGGCGGCUCCCUUACAGAUAGUAGCUAUAUCUAUUCUCACAUAUUGGAUGUUGGGAGAAUAUACACUCUUGGGUACAACAUUGUUUGCAUGUUUCAUGGCUUUACAAAUUUGUCUCGGGAGGUACUUCUCCACAUUUAAGGCAAAAGCUGAUGUAAAAACGGAAGAAAGGAUGGAAGUCAUGAAUGAAAUCAUAUCCGGCAUUGAAGUGAUCAAAAUGUAUGCAUGGGAGAAAUCGUUUUACGAAAAAAUCGAAGAAAUCAGAAGAGCUGAGUUGAAGCAAAUUCGACGAACAUCUUGGAUUCGAGCGAUGUUUGCCUCCUUCAAAUUGUUCCUAAGUCAAAGUGCGUUGUUCCUCUCUGUGUUGGGAUUCAUUUUAUCAGGCAACGUUCUUACGGCCAUAUACGUAUUCACUAUAACAUCCUUCUUCAAUGUACUGCGGCAGACGAUGGUAGCAUCUGUGCCGACUGCCGUUACAACGAUGACAGACGCCUGGAUCUCUAUCAAACGGAUCACUGCAUUCCUCACCGGAAAAGAGAUAUCACCAAACAGAAUAAGACCAAUGUCGAUGUUACCUGGUAGUACAAGACAAUCGGGUGAGCAAUUACCUGCCAUAGCCUUCUUAGGUGUCUCAGCAAAAUGGAGUCAAGAUGGAGAGCGAAACGUAUUAAAUAAAUUCGAUCUUGAAGUACAGAGGAAAGAAACGGUGGCGAUCACAGGAGCAGUUGGGUGUGGAAAAACAAGCCUUUUGCAAGUGAUAUUAAACGAAGUACCCGUAAUCAAUGGUGCAGUAUACGUUGACGGAACCAUAUCGUCUACAGCUCAGGAACCAUGGAUAUUUCCAGGGACUGUAAGGGAGAACAUUAUUUUCAGAGAGGCAUUUGAUCCAACGAGAUACACAGACGUUUGUAGGGUGUGUAGCUUAGACGCUGAUUUCCGACAACUGCCUCAAGGAGAUGCAACGAUUCUUGAGGGAAAAGGCAGUACGCUGAGUGGUGGCCAGAAAGCUAGGAUCAACUUGGCAAGAGCUGUUUAUAGAGAGGCUGAUAUUUAUUUAUUGGAUGAUCCUCUAUCGGCUGUAGACAAUGUUGUGGGGCAACACAUCUUUCGAGAAUGUAUCAUGGGGCUAUUGAAAGACAAGUGCAUUGUAUUGGUCACCCACAACCAGGAGUUUUUAAGAAAUGUUGACGAUAUACGAGUAUACGAAAUCCGGAAUGGAAAUGUGGAAAGAAAAGGGAGUUGUGAAGAAUUAACUGACUCAGAAGGUGCAAGUAAUCAUGCUCAUGAUAUUAUGGGCACUACCACUGUGACGGGCGAAGAAGACAACAUAAUUAAUGAAAGGACACCUCUAAUAAAUAGGCCUACCAGGAGAAAAGAUGAAAUCAUACGUCAGGGAACGAUAAAAGCAGCGACUUAUAGGGAAUAUCUCCGAGCUGGUGGAUGUUAUUUCCUUGGGAUGGCUCUCCUGUUCCUAGUAGCCCAUUCUGUGUGUGCGUUUAACGAUAAUUUCCUCAGGAAUUGGGUUAACAGAGUACAGACUAUAUACAAUUCCACUGAUGGAAACCAUACUACAGAAGGCGCUAUAUUUGGAGAUGUUUAUGAAUCUGCCCACAUCCUCUAUUUGUACAGUUUUUUAUUAUCGACUCUCAUAGUAUUUGCAUUGCUCAGAUCAGUAGCAUUCAUGUUCGUUUGUAUGUGUGCAUCAAAUAACCUACACAGCAAUCUUUAUACAGGUGUUGUAGCUACGAAGAUGCGGUUCUUCCACGAAACUUCACAAGGUACCAUACUAAAUCGAUUUUCAUCGGAUAUCAAAUCGGUGGACCAGGAUUUGCCCAUACAGUUCCUAGAUUUUCUAAAUGCAGUCUUCACAGUAUCUUUCAUCUCGCUCAUGGUAACCACAGUCAAUGAGUGGAUGAUAAUAUGUACAAUUUUGACUCUGGUGAUCUUCUAUUACAUAAAGCAAUGGUGCUUAAGAACUCUCAGGGAUAUUAAGAGGAUCGAGGACUCAAGAAGAAGUCCAGUGUAUGAUCAUUUGAAAGCAACUAUGAGCGGCAUAACAACGAUCAGAGCAUUUGGAGUGCAGAACGAACUAAAGGAUCAUUUCGAUGACCUUCAGGACAUGCAUACAGCACCUUCUUACAUUGGUAUGGCUGGAAUGAGGGCGUUUGGCUUCUGGUUAGAGAUAUUUGUAGUUCUUUACGUGGCGUUGGUGUUGCUUAGCUUCCGCCUGUUUUUGAACGAGGAGUACGGUGGAAACGUGGGGUUUGCAGUAACUCAAGCAAUCAGUCUCACUGGUAUCUUCCAAUAUGGCAUGCGACAGUGGGGUGCACUCGAAACCAGAAUGACUGCAGUUGAAAGAAUAUUAGAGUAUUCAAACUUGGAGCCUGAAGAGACAAUAAAAAAGACUAUGUCUGCCGAAUGGCCCAUUCAUGGAGAAAUCAGCUUUAACCAGGUCUCGGUAAAAUAUUUUGAAGAGGAAGAUCUCGUGCUGGAAGGUCUUAGUUUUGAUGUAGGGAAGAGAGAGAAAAUAGGAAUCGUAGGAAGGACAGGUGCUGGAAAAUCUACUAUAUUAGCAGCUCUGCUUCGUUUAGCGUAUAUUGAGCGUGGUAAAAUAACAAUAGAUGGAGUAGAUAUAUCUCACAUUCCUUUAUCAAUUCUUCGAUCUAACAUAUCGAUUCUACCUCAGGAGCCCAAACUGUUUGCAGGAACGAUAAGGACAAAUCUGGACCCAUUUGGAAUAUACCAAGAUAACGUCUUGUGGUCUGCACUUGAAAACGUAGAGCUGAAGACAUUUAUUGCCAAACGUCCAAACGGCUUACAGGCGAUGGUUGACGUAGGUGGUAUGAAUUUUAGUGCGGGUGAAAGACAGCUGAUCUGCUUUGCCAGAGCUAUUAUCAUGAGAAACAAGAUUUUGGUGUUGGAUGAAGCUACUGCCAAUGUAGACAGCGAUACUGACAAAAAAAUACAAAGCACUCUUGCGAGAUGUUUUGGAGACUGCACCGUUUUGACUAUUGCUCACCGAGUUGAAACGGUGAUCAACUCUGAUCGUAUUCUGGUGUUGGACAAAGGCCGUAGAGUGGAAUUUGACCAUCCGUAUCAGUUGUUGAGGAACAAAAGUGGCACAUUUUAUAAACUUGCCAGUGAAACAAAAACAUUCGAUAAUUUAUUGGAGAUCGCUAGACAGAAUUUUAACAGGAUCGACGGCAACAACCUAGAAUAAGGAUUGUAUGAAAAAUGUUUCUUCAAAUAUAUUUUUAUAGAAUUGUUUACAUGAUGUACAUACGUGUUUUUCAAUAAAAAAUG